Molecule: messenger RNA, 1578 nt
Organism: Sebastes umbrosus (honeycomb rockfish)
Lineage: Eukaryota; Metazoa; Chordata; Actinopteri; Perciformes; Sebastidae
Gene: nkx6-2
Product: NK6 homeobox 2
Exons: 3
Coding region: 145-1026 (293 amino acids)
Biological process (GO): cell differentiation; regulation of transcription by RNA polymerase II
Cellular component (GO): nucleus
Molecular function (GO): DNA-binding transcription factor activity, RNA polymerase II-specific; RNA polymerase II cis-regulatory region sequence-specific DNA binding
Source: RefSeq, a predicted model, not a curated record
GCAGAAGAAGGUUGCAGAAGAAGUGUUUUUGCAGUAGAAGGUUGCAGAAGAAGUGUCUCCCUGACUCCCACCAUUCUGCGCCUUUUUAUUCCCUUAUAAUAAUCUUUAUUCUAAGAGAGUCUGGUGCGCGUUUCAUGUCCACAAAUGUUAGCGAUCGGGCAGAUGGAGGCUAACCGGCAGAGUGCGUUCGUCCUGGGCAGCACCCCGCUGGCAGCUCUGCAUAACAUGACCGAGAUGAAGACGUCUCUGUUCCCGUACGCGCUGCAGCAGAGCCCGCUGGGUGGAGGUGGUGGAGGAUUCAAGGCUCCGCAGCUCUCCUGUCUCACCGCCGCGCAGAUGGGCACCCCGCACGGAAUAAGCGACAUCCUGGGCAGACCGAUCACCGCGGCCGGACAGCUGCUCUCCGGCUUCCCGCGGAUCAACGGGCUGACCAGCACGGCGGCCGCAGCAGCAGCAGCAGCCGGGAUGUACUUCAGCCCGGCGAUGACCCGCUACCACCCGAAGCCUCUCGCUGAGCUGCCGGGCAGAGCGCCCAUCUUCUGGCCGGGAGUGAUGCAGGGAGGGAUGUCCUGGAGGGACCCGAGGAUGCCCAGUCCUUCUCAAGCUAAUAUGAUGUUGGACAAGGAUGGAAAGAAGAAACACUCCAGACCAACCUUUUCAGGACAGCAGAUUUUUGCACUGGAAAAAACCUUCGAGCAGACUAAAUACCUGGCUGGUCCAGAGAGAGCCAGGCUGGCUUACUCACUAGGGAUGACUGAGAGUCAAGUCAAGGUUUGGUUUCAGAACAGAAGAACCAAAUGGAGGAAGAGACACGCUGCUGAAAUGGCCACAGCCAAGAAGAAGCACGACUCUGAGACGGAGAAGAUGAAGGAGAGCUCGGACAACGAGGACGACGACGAGUACAACAAACCACUGGACCCAAACUCAGACGACGAGAAAAUCACGAGACUGUUGAAAAAGCACAAGGCCUCCUCCAACAACCUGGCUCUGAUCAGCCCCUGCAGUAACAGCUCGGACACCUUGUGAUGCCUUUCCACCUGACACUAUACGAACAUGCGCCUGAUGGGAUGGCAUUGUGCGUAAUGCGUAAAAACCCAAAUGUGUGCCAAGAAAAAGACGCGCUCACCAAAACGUGGUGAGCGCGUUUGGUUGCAUCAGACUCUGUGAGAUAUAAUAACUCCUGUCAGAAACUGAACUUUCUUCAAGAACUCUGUCAUGUCAAUUGAAAGAAAGGACAAAAAAAAAAAUAUUGGGAUAGGAAAUUAGUUUUGGCGACGCAGAAUCAGUUUUUACGCAUACAAACUGGAGUUUAAAAAAUGUAAAACAAAAUAUUAUAUCCACACAAUCCGGAUCAGUGUUGGUUCUCAUUAUUAUAUGUGACUUUUAUUAUUAUUCCACAGGUAACUUUUACUAGUGCAAGUAUAAUUCAUGACACUUGUUACAUUAUUUCCAUCUCUUAAGAUUAGCAGAAAAAAGCAAAGCGAAAUUAUAAAAUUGUAUACAGGUUUUAUUUUAUUUUUUCAAUAAGGUAUCCAAACAAGUGACUUAAAGAAGUAAAUAUUCUAGACAGCAUUAUUA